AUGGUUUAUGUAAGAGCUGAAGGUAGACCUGAUUUAUUCAUAACUUUCACCUGCAAUCCAAAAUGGGAGGAAAUUCAAGAAUGUUUGAAAUCAGGACAAAAACCGCAAGACAGACAUGAUAUAUUAGCGAGAGUGUUUAAUUUGAAAGUCAAAAAAAUGAUAGAUUUAUUGAGAAAAAAUGAAAUAUUUGGUCCCGUAAAAUGUUUCGUAAGUCGUAUAGAGUGGCAGCGAAGAGGGUUGCCACACACACACAUACUAUGUUGGUUGAAAGAUAAAAUCAAGGCUCAUCAAAUUGAUAGCAUAAUUAGUGCUCAAAUUCCUAACCCAUCUACUGAUCCUGAACUCCAUGAACUUGUAAAAUCCCACAUGAUACAUGGACCUUGUGGAAGUUUAAACGAAAAUUCCCCAUGUAUGAAUAACGGCAUAUGCAGUAAAAACUAUCCUCGAAAUUUUUUGGACGAAACAAGAGCGGGAGAAGACAGCUAUCCUACGUAUAAAAGGCUUUCUCCUGAUAAUGGUGGAUUUACUACUGUUAUUAAACAUUUUAAAAUUGACAACAGCUGGGUUGUACCAUACAACCCAGUGCUAUUAAAAACUUCAAAAGCACACGUAAAUGUUGAAAUUUGCAAUUCAGUAAAAUCAAUAAAAUAUAUUUGUAAAUAUGUUCAUAAAAAAUCUGAUGAGGCAACCUGUGUUAUUGAAAAUAAAAAUGAUGAAAUACAGCAAUUCCAAAGUGGUCGAUUCAUAAGUUCAUCAGAGGCUGUUUGGCGUAUAUUGACUUUCAAAAUUCACAAUAGGUACCCACCAGUGAUGCAUCUGAGUGUUCAUGGAGAAAAUGAACAAAGGGUUUAUUUUACGCCAAAAAAUAUGUCUGAAAUAGUAGCAAAUCCACCGCAAACCACAUUAAUAGGAUUCUUCAAGCUGUGCCAGGUUGAUUCUUUCGCAAGAAACUUGUUGUAUAAUGAGGUCCCACAAUACUAUACAUGGGCAAAAGGAAAAUUCAACAGAAGGCAACGGGGAGAAACGGUUGAAAAUCAUCCAGAGAUUAAAAAACAAUAUGUACUAGGACGAGUUUAUACUGUCCAUCCCAAUAAUUAUGAAUGCUAUUUUCUUAGACUUCUAUUGCAUCAUGUUAGAGGCCCCUUGUCAUUUGAAUUCCUUAGGACAGUUGGUGGAGUGGUUCAUCCAUCUUUUCAAUCUGCAUGCUUUGCCCACGGAUUAUUAGAAAAUGAUGAAAAUUGGGAUGCAACAUUGGAGGAAGCUGUCAUUGGGGAUUCUCCGAAAAAGUUGCGUGACCUGUUCGCAGUUAUGAUAGUUUUUUGCCAGUUGUCAAACCCCAUGCAUUUAUGGAACAAAUACAAGGACAGUUUUAGCGAGGAUGUCCAAAGAAAAUUAACGAAUAAAAACACCAUUAUUGAUGAUGAGAUUAAACAGAAAAUUGAGAAUGAAACUUUAAUACUAUUGGAGGAAACAGUAAUUAGAAUAUCUAAUAAUCGACUAAAUCAUUACAAUAUGUGCAGCCCUACAUACAGUCAAAAUUACUUUGAUCAUAGUUUUCUUGCAAAAACAGCAUCAGGCAAUAAUUCAAAACGUUUAGACUCAAUUUUAGCAACAGAAUCAUCAAGGAAUAAGGAGCAAAUUGAACUUUGUGAUUAUAUUAUAAACAGUAUUAAUUCAAAUGAAGGUGGGUUUGCCUUCCUAGAUGCAUAUGGAGGUACUGGAAAAACCUUCACCAUAAACUAUUUGUUAGCUAAAUUGAUUUUUGAAGGACAAACAGUCAUUUCAGUUGCAUCAUCUGGUAUUGCAGCAACAUUAUUAUUGCACGGAAGAACUGCUCACAGUGCUUUUAAACUGCCAUUAAAUUUAAAUUCAGCUGAUAUCCACUUUUGCAACAUAAGCAAACAGAGUAAAAUAGCAGAACUACUUAAAACAACUUCAUUCAUCGUCUGGGAUGAAAUUACAAUGGCACAUAGGGCUGGUGUUGAAGCUCUUGAUCGUACACUUCAAGACAUUCGUAAUGAUAAGCGCAGAAUGGGUGGAGUAACAACAUUACUAUCUGGAGAUUUUAGACAAACAUUGCCCGUCAUACCUAGAGGAACGAGAGCUAAUGAAAUUGAUGCCU
Messenger RNA from Vigna radiata var. radiata (mung bean), 2122 nucleotides. RefSeq lists its product as uncharacterized. The record is from RefSeq and is a predicted model, not a curated record. Lineage: Eukaryota; Viridiplantae; Streptophyta; Magnoliopsida; Fabales; Fabaceae. The transcript has a single exon. Gene Ontology annotation, biological process: telomere maintenance; DNA repair. The annotation marks the transcript as partial. Gene Ontology annotation, molecular function: DNA helicase activity.